AUGGAUACGAUACACGAAGAUACGCAGCAAGAAAUUAUAUUAGAUGUGAAGUUUAUCAAAGGUAGUGAACCAAUUCUGAUAGACGACGAAGAGAACAGGGGCAAGUACGACGGCUAUCCACCUGGAUACAACAAAGUGUUCGAGUACAUCUACCCACCGGUGGAAUGGAUGGAAGACGGCAUGAAGUGGCGACGGGUCGCUUCCACCGAGCCGGCGGACCGGAAUCAGGUGGCGGCCCUGGCACAAGACCUCAAGUCCAGCCUAUCGCACUGGCAUGCCAGAAUGCACGGAGUUUGUCUGGUCAGGAGGGAAUUGUACAAGCAGUGUUUCAAUGAACUGAUACGGCAAGUGUGCGUGAAUAGCAUUGAUCGAGGAGAAUUGUUAAUCAAAAUUCGAAACGAGUACAAUGCAAGCAUAAUGGCUCAUAAACGUUUAUUUGAAAGCGGUUUAAUAUUUAGAAUUAAACAUACUACAUUGGAUGAUAAUAAAGAUGACAUGACAGAAAAGGACAUACAAGAUAUAGAAGACCAACAUGUUAUAUUAAAAAAAAAAUUGGUCAAUGCAAACAUUAAGUACAACAGAUUAAAAAUCGAUUUGAAAAAAGAAUUGAAUAAUUUGAAAGAUGCUAACCAACAUGAGUUAAAUUUCUUCAAUAGAAACCAUAAAGCAUUAAAAGAUCAACUCGAAUUGAUACUUUCGAUGAAUACAUAAUUCAACUAAAAAACCACCAUCACAGUCGAUUCACUUGUGAUUGUUAGUUGUUUUACAAUAAUGAUACGUACAUAAUGAUACGUAUUUACAGUAUUAUAGAUAUUGAAAUCAUGGUAGAAUAAUAUUUUUAAGUUUCGUGAAUGAGUAAUUCAAAGGUAAAAAUCUAAGUACAGGCAAUACAGUAAUUAAUGUUUACACUGUAGUUACUAAACAUAUUUUACAAUUUAGUAGCGUAAUAUAGUAACAUCAGGAUCACUUCACCUAGCCUAUACUAUAUGUAGCCUGUACUUAUCUACCUACAUGUUAAACAUAAUCCAUAUAGCUCAAAUAACCAGAAACUUUUAUGACUUUGUGAAAUAAAGAAUUCUAAAAAUAUAUGAUUAUCUACAUCUUCUUUAAAUGGCAAUACAAGAAUAUGAUGGGCGUUUACAAAAAUAUUCACACAAAUGUCAAGACUGCUCAAUAAUGCAGUAGUUGUGCCUACUUUUAGAGUAGAUCAGGCUGCUCAGCUGAGUUUCGUUUCAAAGGACUUUUAAACAAUUUAUUCAUCUUGAAACCUAGUGAUUAGUAAGAAUUAUAGUGUUGAUUCUGAUAAAACACUCUUUUGUGCAUGUAGAACGAAUUGAAUUUAAUGCUUAACGAUAGUCAUUAAAGAAUAAACAAAACACUCAAC
This is a messenger RNA of Myzus persicae (green peach aphid), 1384 nucleotides long. RefSeq names its product 33 kDa inner dynein arm light chain, axonemal-like. Bases 1 to 711 code for a protein of 236 amino acids. The transcript has 5 exons. Gene Ontology annotation, cellular component: filopodium; axoneme. The record is from RefSeq and is a predicted model, not a curated record. NCBI's taxonomy places the organism in Eukaryota, Metazoa, Arthropoda, Insecta, Hemiptera, Aphididae. Gene Ontology annotation, molecular function: dynein heavy chain binding.